Doryrhamphus excisus (bluestripe pipefish) is the source of this 1044-nucleotide messenger RNA. Lineage: Eukaryota; Metazoa; Chordata; Actinopteri; Syngnathiformes; Syngnathidae. The record is from RefSeq and is a predicted model, not a curated record.
GAGGAGACCUUUUAAGAUCGUCUUCAUCCAUCCUUCAGUCCUUUCCUCACUUUAAGCGGACCGCCUCCUCAUCCUUCUUCAUCCUCAGCUUCUCCUCUCAAGUAUCCUGAUCCGUCUUCUUUCCAAAGGGCGAGCCAGCAGUAAACAGGGAAGAAAGAGAUGCAGUGCAACUUCUCAGUGGGACAUUUUUCAUCACCUUACUGGACCAGAACAGUGUUGUUCCCCGACUGGGCCUACAAGCCAUCCUGGUCUCCAGGUUCCAGGCAGGUCCAGCUGUGGCACUUCCUGCUGGAGCUGCUGGGCCGCGGCGAGGGCGGGGCCAUCGGCUGGGGAGGUGAGUGGGGCGAGUUUGUCAUCCGUGACCCCGAGAGGCUGGCCAGGCUGUGGGGGGAGAGGAAGGGUAAGCCCCACAUGAACUACGACAAGCUAAGCCGGGCACUCAGAUAUUACUACAACAAGCGUAUUCUGCACAAGACCAAAGGCAAAAGAUUCACGUACAAGUUCAACUUGAGCAAACUCAUCCUGGUCAACUACGCGGCUCACCUGCCUCCAUCUUGUCAUCAGCUGCUUCAGAGCCGCCAUCUUCCCUUCAAUCUCCUCUCUAAUGAGGGUGGUCUUCCUCUGUGUGGGACCCCUGGAUCAGCCAUGGACACAGUGGUCCAGCCCCGGCCUCAUCCCCUUUUGCUCCCAUGCUGCCUCCCUAAUGCCAUCCCAUCUAUGCAGCUUCUCCACAGUCCCUCGCCCUUCAUCUCAGGAGGAGCCAGCCUCCCUGGCUUACACCCUAUCACCUCCUCUGCCCUCCACGCCAACGAGUGGCUCGGCAAAGGUCAUGUGGUGAACUGAGACUUGGACGCUGUUUGCCGGAAGGCAGCAAUUGAGAGAAGGGAGGGCUGUGAUGGACAGAUGGGGAGGAGGGGGGAUGUUACUGCAACAGAUGGGAUGUGAAAAACACUUUUAUUUUUGUAGAUUGUUGAAAUAGUUUCGAGUUUUGUGAUUCAAUUUAGUGAGACAGAUGUUUUGUUUUAUUUAUGUAUGACUUUGUCU